Messenger RNA from Porites lobata, 1281 nucleotides. Lineage: Eukaryota; Metazoa; Cnidaria; Anthozoa; Scleractinia; Poritidae. The record is from the annotation of a GenBank genome assembly.
AUGAUUCUAGUGGAUGAUUGCUGCCGUGUAAGAAAUUUCUACCAAUGUUACUUUCCACUUGUGCCAGUCAAGUUGGAUAUAUUUCAUGCUGUUCAGAGAAUCGUCAAAACUCUUCCCAAAGGAACAGUUGAAAGCCAAAAGUUUGCUAAAGAGGUGGGACUUCUGUUCCACAGAGAUGGCGACAUUGGGGAGGAGAGAAUGUUCACUACUCCGGAUCCUCAUUACAUUGAAAGCAACAUGGUGCAACUACUUUUCAAAUGGAGGGGCAAACUGUCUGUAGCUACUGUCAGUGCGAUUGAAAAUUUGAGACAUCAUGUGCGAAAAGGUUGCAUAUCAGAGAUACCUCCUUCUGCAGAAACCACUUUACAUGAACGCCUUCAUAGGCAUCUUAAACGAUCAAUGUUAUGUGGUGCAUCCUCCAUUUGCCCUGACCUUGCCUCGCCCAUCCUAGCUCUAGUGCUUUAUGUCUGGAGCUGUAGGCGUAGAGGAUUGCAGAAACAUGUUAACAAUCAAACAGUUGUUCCAAUUAUUCCAUUUGAAUUUGGAGAUCUCAUUGAAAGAAGUUCCACUGACUCCUUGCUAUUAAAAUGCUCUGACAAAGGGCAGGAUGAAAGAAGUGUAGCUAAGGAGGAAGAGAGCAGUGACAAAAUAUCAUGGUAUUUACACCAUCAUGUUGAAAAUGUGAAACAUUUGAUGAACGUCAGUGUCAUAAAUUAUGCCUUAACUCGUGUUCUUCAAAUGAGGAAUUGUUGGACUUUCCUAAAAGAACAGACAUCGCUCACCUUUCUUUCAAUGCUUGACUUGUUUGGACUAGAAAGAAGCUUCAUGAAGCUUUCAAAACAGCAGACUGUAGAAGAGGAAACUACUGCUGGCUGUAACCGUGAAACGCUCGAACGUAAUUUGUCUUCCUUUAGACUCUGCAAGAUACCUGUAGCUGGGGAUGGAAACUGCUGUUUUCGUAUUUUAAUUAAGUGUUUUCAUCAUAGGUUUCUUGGAAACUCAGAAAAUGAUCAUUAUGACGACAUAUCUAGGUGCAUUGGGUUUAUCAAAAGUCUUGGCCUUGGAAUUAAAGAAGAUAAAGACACCUUGCAUUUAAGACUCCUCAUGUGUCAAGAGAUUUCAACUAAAUCUGAAGAAUAUCAACAGUGGUUGGGUCUAACUACAGAGCAGCUUUCUAGUGAUCUAAAUUUAUUUAGGCAACAGGAUGGUUUAACAGUGAUGCUAGUGAUAUUGCAGUCAAAGUAUGCAGCAACAUUUUGCAGAUACCCAUCAUUGUUAUAA